This is a messenger RNA of Ziziphus jujuba (common jujube), 706 nucleotides long. Its product is annotated as upstream activation factor subunit UAF30. The record is from RefSeq and is a predicted model, not a curated record. The transcript has 3 exons. NCBI's taxonomy places the organism in Eukaryota, Viridiplantae, Streptophyta, Magnoliopsida, Rosales, Rhamnaceae. Gene Ontology annotation, cellular component: nucleus. Bases 177 to 479 code for a protein of 100 amino acids.
UAUAUAUAUAAUAAUAAUAUAGCAAGAGGCAGAGUAAACUGCAGCUGCUGGCAAACACCGUCUCACAGACCUCUCGCUUGAAACAACGCAAAGCUGCCGCCUUUAUUUAUUUAUUUAUUUUUUCUUCUUCUGCCCCCCGAAAGUCUGACUCUUUAGAGCAGAACCAGACCAGAACAAUGUUACCACCGCGGAUGAAGAAGGCUAUUACAGAUAACCCGAAGAAGCUUGCCAACUUGAUUGACCUUGUAAAUCUUCCUUUACCAUUGAGAGAAUUUGUGGGUCAGUCUCAGAUUUCUCGUCUUGGCUGUUUUAUGCGUGUCUGGUCAUACAUUAAGGACAACAAUCUCCAGGAUCCAAACAACAAAAAUGUGGUCAACUGCGAUGAAAAAUUGAGGAGUAUUUUGUUAGGCAGGCGUCAAGUUGAGCUCGCUGAACUUCCUGCUCUGGUUAAGCUACAUUUCCCGAAAGAAUCAAAGUAACUACACAGUUCCAGUCAAUAUGCUCUUUUUCACUUAGAGUAAGGCUUCUGUACAACUUUUAGCUGCUUCAUGUGGUAGGAAAUCAAAUAAAUUAGUUGAAAUACCGUAUAGUGAUUGCUUUCUUCAGUAUUUGUCUGAAAUGAAAUCCUAGUUUAAAAUUAACUGAUCCCCCUUGUUGUUGACUCUUCUUUCAUAAUAUCUAAGUUCAUUGUUAUAUAUUUAAGCUA